This is a messenger RNA of Myxocyprinus asiaticus (Chinese sucker), 2586 nucleotides long. RefSeq lists its product as uncharacterized. The transcript has 12 exons. Bases 170 to 2221 code for a protein of 683 amino acids. NCBI's taxonomy places the organism in Eukaryota, Metazoa, Chordata, Actinopteri, Cypriniformes, Catostomidae. The record is from RefSeq and is a predicted model, not a curated record.
UAUUCCUCCCAUGAUCCUUUUCUGUCAAACGCUAUUUAUGUUACAUGACCAUCGUAAUGCAUACAGUGUCAUUGUUAGUCAGGAAUAGCAAAAAGCAGUUUUAUUAAGGAAUUUAUAAAGCUGUCGGAUCGAAAUUGACCAUUUCUAACACUGUUAAAUAGUCCCGUGAAUGAUGGACGUCAUGAAUACUGUUGAUUUUCAGACACAGUUAACAUCCAUAAUGGAAAUGCUGGCAAAGACAGCGAUUGUUGAAAUAGGCAAACUUUUCGAGGAGAAUUCGUCUUUUGUGCGAUUAGAGAUAUCACGAUGUACAAAUCAAAUCGAGUCUCUGCAACAGAAAUGUCAUUUACUGGAGAACGAACUUCAAUCAGCGAGAAAAACCGCAUCUGAGAAGAUGAUGAACGGGACAGAUGCUGCAUUCACACAUUCACCACUCACAGAAACUGCACAUCCUCCUGCGAUCCACAAUGUCUUCGGUAAGGAAUGGUGCAUGAAUAUGUGGAGACACGAGGAGUCAAAUGUUGGUCAAAAGGAGGAGAGACAUGUAGAUUCUUCAGUCAUCACAGGAGAGUCACCAAAUUUCAUGGAUGAUGAACUAGGCAUGACCACGAUUAAGGAGGAAGCAUGUGAGGAUUUCUCUGUGAAAGAUAAAACUGAGGAGGAUCAAAGUAACAGUUUGAGAGAAAUGCAGGUUCAAGUGGAGUACGAGGGGAACCUGAAAUGGGUCCGAAUCCCAAUGAAAAAUGACUGCUAUGACUACUACCAAUUCGUUCAAGAAGCUUCUACAAAGUUCAACUUGCCAAAUGGAACUAAUUUGGUCCUGAAAGACUCUGGAGAAGUUGAAGUUGAUUCUGAUAUUUUUGAUGAGUUAGUGAGAUCAUCUAAACAUCUGUCUUUCAAAGUUUUCAGUGGUGAUAAGUCUGCUGAAAGAGAGUUGACAUUUUCAUCAGUGGAAUCAGAAAGUUCAAGCUCCACAGUAAUUCCGCAGCCUACAAAGGCACACAGAAGAAAGCAGUUAGAAGCACCUCCUGAUUGUAACAGGUCAAGAGAUUUGGUUUAUGCAGCUUUGCGCACAAAACCAGGAGGCUCGGAUAUAUUGAAAGAGUACAACCAAACCAAGAGACUGUCUGACCAAACACGAAGGAAGCUGGUCAACAUCCUUGUGGCGGACAUGGUAGAGAGUCAUGGGAGGGUCCCACCAGUCAAUAUGCGCAUAACAUAUGCUCUUGGAAUUGUGACACUUUUCCCCAAUUUGAAGGAUAAGUGCUCACCAACUGGUUACGAACAGUACUAUGAUUCACUCAGUGGCAAGGGUUACCUUGCCUACAGAUUGAAAACAGUUCAGCGCAACUCAGGAAAUAGCUUGAAGAGGACAUCAAAGUCAGUUUACCAAGAUGGCCCCAAGACUCUGCGUGUGACAUCAUUAACAGCCGAGCAGCUAUCUGAUGACAAAUGCAGAGAAGCUGUUUCCAUGAUGAAACAUUCGACAGACCAAGCAAUUGUUAAGGAGAGAAUGAAGGCAACAUUUGAGUACAGACGGAAUAUGAUGCAUGAUCCAGACAAGUCUUCACUCAUCCUGGAUUUCUUUCCCCGGUUCUUGGAUACACCAGGCUUGAUUGACCAAGACUUCACAAUACUCUUUGGAGAGGACAUAUCAGGCAAGUUCAUUACAAAUUGGCCAACAUUCUACAAGCCUAGGAUAAUUACUGACUGCAAAAACCUACGCUCUGGUGCACAUGUGGAUAACCUUCUGUCUGCUCAGCAGGACUCUGAUUAUGGAUGGGACAGUGACGUGGCAGCUAUCCUUCUGCUGGUUCAUCUCUUGCCUCCAACCGUCAAAGGAAGGAAGACUGGGAAAAUCAGUGCCACUGAAGCUGCUGACCGUGUGGUCAAGUUCAUGAAGGUAGGAAUGAACAUUGGGAAGUUCCUUGACCAAGUUGGAUCAUCACAGCCUUUCCUUCUCUGUGUUGGGGAAAAGAGGAGUAAUAUCCAGAAGUUUUACAUCAUCCUGGACCAGAAGGCCAUCCCCUGCAUGACACAGACAGCUGUUGCAGCCUUUGACGAACUCUUUAAAGCGCACUUUGUGUUUGCUGUAUCCUACGAUGAGGCCUUAUGCAACUUCUACACAUUCAUUCAAACAACCGUGUAUGGAAUUGAUGUGGGCACUACCAAGGAAAGUCCAAGGGUCAAGGAAAUCAGAGUGAGAUUUCAUAACACAUAACAGUAUUUUUCGCCGUCUUGCGGAAAAACGUAGUCAUGUUACAUUUGCAAGGUACACUAUAGAAGUUGUGUGCUUUAUUCAAACAAGUUUCAUAUUGGUUUGUACCCAGGGCAUUUUUUUGCCUUUAAAAUGUGGUGAAUUUGGGUGUUCAUCAGUGUUUUACACACAUUACGGAUUCCAGGAAAAUUUAGGAUUGCAUGGGGACUGUGCAGCCUCAGGUACUUUUGAAAAUUUGGGCAGCGGUUAUGUUGUUCCUGUUUCUGAUUCGCCAGCUGAGGAUCCUUCCCUCAAUUUAGGCAUCCACUAGAUUCAGUUGAAGUCAGAAGUUUACAUACACCAUAGCAAAAUACAGGUGCAUCUCAAUA